AUGAAGCCGCAGGGUGGCAUCACCACCACGCGGCCAUCUACGCGGGCUGCACAAAAGCAGCAGCAGCAGCAGCAGGCGCCGGUCAAGGCAGAGCCGGCGACGCCGCCGCCAGCAGCGGGGCCGCCGGGGGCCCCGGCGGCGCAGCCGACGCAGCAGGUGCAGCAGCCGCCGCCGCCGCCGCGGCCGCUGCAGGUGCAGCUACCCCCCGGCGCCGCACACCCCCGGCCCGCGCCGCCCGCCGCGCCGCAGCAGCCUGGCAAGGUCACAGGGCUGCUCCCCGGCAGCGCGGCGGCAGUGGGCGCGCCCAAGGCGGCGCCUCCCAACGGCGCCGCCAACGGCACCCACGGCGCCGCCCCCGCAGCAGCAGCAGGCGUGGCGCCGGCGGGCGUGCGGCCCAUGCCCGGCGCCAGGCCGGGCAUGCCGCCAGGCAUGCGGCCUGCGCUGCCGGUGAUCUUCCCGCAGCCCGGCAGCGCAGCCAUGUUCAUGCGACCGGGGGCAAUGAUGCAAGUGCGCACUGGCAUGCGGCCGCCCAUGCUGAUGCCGCUGCCGGGGGCGGCCGCGGGCGGCACGGGCGGGCCCAUGCCGCCCCACGCGGCAGCCAGCCUGCCCGCCGGCGCCAUGCCGCGCCCGCCGCCGCCGAUCCCGAUGCCGAUGCCGGCGGCGGCGCCGCCCCCGGCCGCGGGCGUGCCCGCGCCCGCGGGCAUGCCGGUCCCCACCCAGCCAGGCACGGCACCGGCAGCGGCGGCAGCGGCGGGACCCGCGGCCAACGCAGCACCGCCGGCGGCGGCGGCGACGCCGCCGCCGGCCGGCGCGGCGGCGCAGCCGCCAGCGGCAGCCGGCGGCGGCGGCGUGGAUGCCGAGGGCAGGGCGCGUGCGGCCGCUGCCGGCGGCGUCAGCCAGGACGACAUCCAAAUGGUGCAGAACCUGAUUGAGCGCUGCCUGCAGCUCUACAUGACUCAGAAUGAGGUGGUGUCUAUUCUGCAGCAGCAGGCCAAGAUCGAGCCGGGCUUCACCCAGCUGGUGUGGGCCAAGCUGGAGGAGCAAAACCCCGAGUUCUUCAGGUGUUACUACACGCGGUUGAAGCUGAAGAGCCAGAUCAUCAUGUUCAACCACCUGCUGGAGCAGCAGGUGGCGAUGAAGGUGCAGCGCGGCUGGGACGGCGCGGGCGGCGGCGACCAGCAGUUCGCCUCGGUGCCCCAGUUUGUGAGCACCACCGCCAGCGGCAUUCCGCUGUUCCAAACCAGCGGCGGCAGCGGCGGCGCGGCCGCGGGCAAGGGCGGCGGCGCGGCCGGCGCGGCGCGUGCCGGCGCCGGCGGCGCCGCGCAGCAGCAGCAGCAGCAGCAGCAGCAGCAGCAGCGGCAGCUGGACGCGGGGCGGCCGCCGGAGGGCGGCGGGCACUCGGGGGCGCACGGCGGCGGCGCCGCCAGCAGCAGCCAUGGAGACCUCGGCUUCCCUGCUGAACUGGCUGACCACCACCACCACCACCACGGCGGCGCCCAAGCCUCGCCCCUGCUGCGAGUCGGCUCGGAGCACGACCUGCACAAGGCGCUGCUGCAUGACCACGACAUGUCUCCCAUACACGGAGGCGCUGAGCUGGCCAUGCUGCCCCGCAACUUCAGCCUGUCGGACCUGGCUCUGGAGCAUCUGCACGGAGAGGGCCCCACCGACAUGCAGCACGACUUCAACCUUGGAGCGGCGGCCGCGGCAGCCGCGGCGGCGCCCAGCACCAGCGGCACGUGA
This is a messenger RNA of Chlorella variabilis, 1740 nucleotides long. RefSeq lists its product as hypothetical. NCBI's taxonomy places the organism in Eukaryota, Viridiplantae, Chlorophyta, Trebouxiophyceae, Chlorellales, Chlorellaceae. The record is from RefSeq and is a predicted model, not a curated record. Bases 1 to 1740 code for a protein of 579 amino acids. The transcript is spliced from 8 exons.